This is a messenger RNA of Egretta garzetta (little egret), 1095 nucleotides long. It is a transcript of the gene FAM110C, whose product is annotated as family with sequence similarity 110 member C. Lineage: Eukaryota; Metazoa; Chordata; Aves; Pelecaniformes; Ardeidae. The record is from RefSeq and is a predicted model, not a curated record. Gene Ontology annotation, molecular function: alpha-tubulin binding. Bases 1 to 1095 code for a protein of 364 amino acids. Gene Ontology annotation, biological process: positive regulation of cell migration; regulation of cell projection assembly. The transcript has a single exon. Gene Ontology annotation, cellular component: cell cortex.
AUGCCAACGGAACUCUGCCGGGCCGUGAGAAUGCACGCCAUCUCCGACCUCCACUCCUCCCUCACCCUGCGACUCCUCAACAAGGGGCCCGAGUACCUCCGCAGGCAGAUGGAGGCGGGCAGCCCGGGCAGGAAAAGUGCCGUGGAGAGGCUGGCAGCCGGCAAGGCCCAGAACGUAAAAAGCCGGCAGGUAAUCGGCACCACGCAGGAGCCCGUCAUCGCGCUGAGCUCGGCCUCGGAGAGCAGCAGCGAGACCUGCUCCGUGGAGAGCAAGAUCAGCAGGGACUUUGGCAGAGGGGAGGGCGCGAAGCCCCUGGAGCUGGCGAAGGCGGUGUACUCCUGCCGUGCCCCCCUGCAGCACGGCCCCCCCAUAGCCAGGCGCAGCACCCCCAAGAGGCAGAUGCGGCCGGAUUCCCUGGUGAUUUACCGCCAGAAAUGCGAGUUUGGGAGAGGUCAAAGCCAGGACAACUCACGGGGGAGCUUGGUGAGGAGGAUCUUCCACGGGUCUGUAAAGGAGAAGCAAUUGGCUUCCCCUGCGAUGCCCAGAGUCAUGGAGGACGCCACAGCCACCGAGAGCAAAGAGCCUCUCUCAGCGAAACACGGUGACCACGAGCCAAGCGACCGUGGAGCUGAGCAAACCAUCACCGUGAGCACCGAAGCCCCAGGGGUAUGUACAAAAGAGCAUGAGAGACCCUCAAAACCGAGUGUACCUCCUGAGGAGGUCAAGGAGGUGAGGAGGAGAGGUCUCCAUCGCUCCCAGUCGGACAUCAGCUCUCGCUACUCCAAGUCCUUCUCUGAGUUUGAUACAUUUUUCAAGUACUGUGGCCUGGAGCAGGAGGUCAUCGAGGAUCUUGGGAGAGAGAACUUCUCCGUGGUGUCCGACAACAUCUCCUUCAAGAUCCGCAGCAUCAGCAUGGCAACGUCCGAGAGCGACUUCACGAGGCACAGCGGGGACGAGGGGCUGCUGGAGGACGAGCUCACAGAGCAGGUCCCGAGCAGCACCUCCGUGAUCGAGCGCAACGCUCGGAUUAUCAAAUGGCUGUACACGUGUAAGAAAGCCAAGGAGACUAACAAGGUGACCCAGGAACUGGCAUGA